AUGGAAAUAAAAGAUCUGGCAGAUUUAUAUGGUGAUGAACUUAAACUGACAAAACUUAUUAGAAAAAGCUCGGCACGUGCUCUGGAAAUUGCUAAGAGACAGGAAUUGGAUUCUUCCGAUGGACAAGUCAUCGAUGACCAUGAUCAAUUUUACAGAGAUCACAAGUUAAUUCUUCUAUUAUUUAGAACUUACGGUUUUAUAUCAGAAAUCAUGGAGCACGGGAUAACGUUUUCUUUUAAAGAAAUGGGUCUUCUUGUAGCCAGCGUGUACUGCAUGGUACUUCUGUACAUUUACUGUGAUUGUUCACAUAAAGCCUCAGAUAAUAUAGCUCUAAGAGUUCAAAGAUCGCUAAUGGAAAUUGAUCUAACUACAAUUAAUCUAGACACAGGGAAAGAGGCACUGCAUAAAACCGAGUUUUCCAAAUUAGAAGAGUGUGAAAACCGAAAACAAGUUGCUUCUAAAUCACUGGAACAGGCAUCAUCUUUCAAUCAAGGUAUUAAAUCUGCCAUGAAACAAAUAUCGCUUCAAGAAUUUGUCGAUAAAAUGAAACAAUGGGAUAAUAAUUCUUUGAAAUUAUUGGCAGUGGAUAAUUGUAUAAGUAAAAUGGUUGCGUUGGAGGACUUGCCAUUUAGUUUCGUGGAAAGUGUUGGAUUCACAAUACUUAUCAAGCAUUUGUGUCCGCCUUACAAUUUAAAGUCGCGUCAGUAUUUCACUUCGUUUAUAUGCGAUAAAUUAUUUGGCAAAGUAAGUCAGAAAAUUCUUGAAUUACUAAAAUCUUUCGAAAAAUUAUCACUUACUACCGACAUUUGGUCUGAUAAUUGUUCUGGAGUUUCAUUGCUGAGUUUAACUUGUCAUGGGAUAACAAAAGAAUUUGAAAGGAAAAUGAUAGUGUUAAAAGCAGAAGUGUUUAAUGAAGACCGCCACACCGGAGAAAGUAUUGCUCAUAAACUUAAAGAUAUCUUGUCGUUUUGGGAAAUACCCAAAGAAAAUGAAAUGUGUAGUUCUUCAUGCAGGUGCUUAUAUCAAAAAAGGUGUUAA
Molecule: messenger RNA, 1038 nt
Organism: Diabrotica balteata
Lineage: Eukaryota; Metazoa; Arthropoda; Insecta; Coleoptera; Chrysomelidae
Source: the annotation of a GenBank genome assembly